Zea mays is the source of this 1418-nucleotide messenger RNA. RefSeq lists its product as uncharacterized. Lineage: Eukaryota; Viridiplantae; Streptophyta; Magnoliopsida; Poales; Poaceae. The record is from RefSeq and is marked predicted. Gene Ontology annotation, molecular function: carbohydrate binding.
CUGGGACUGGCGCUUCUCGCCUCGGCCAGCGAUGGAGCCACAGGAUGCCCCAUUGGUCGCAUCUACGCUCAUCGACAGCACCACUGACGAGCCCAGCCUCGUCCCCACGCUGGGCCGCGCCAACUCCUGAGCCGCGGACAACUCCAUGUUUGAGACGACUUCCUCAGUAGAUUCCAUGCAUCGGAUUCACGAGCUCGAGAAGGCUAGGGAUGCCGCGGUGGAAGAUGACAUCGCCUUCGGCUCCUUGGUGGAUAUGGCGUGCAAGCUUCCUCCUACGUCGAUUGCUGUCCAGGUGGCACAACAGAUCCGUUCCGCUAGAAACAUGUCCCGCAAGGCCGAUCUCCCCUUCUCCAAUGCCGCUGACCACCUCUUCAACAUGGAGCUCGACACCAACCAGAAUACUGAGUUCCGUGACAUCAUCGGCAACCACAUUCUCGUCUUUGUUCCCUCGGCCAUCGCCACCUACUAUGACGACGGCGAUCGCGCCUUUCGCAACCUGACGCUCGCAAGUAGCGAGGCGAGGCAGGUGCGGAUGGACUACGACGGCGAGGGAAGGCGUGUUGACGUGACCAUGGCUUCCCUGAGAAUGACUAAGCCCAGCAGGCCACUGCUCGACAUUGUGUAUGAUCUCUCCACGGUGAUCACCGAUGAGGCCCGCGUCGGCUCUGUGGUGAAUGUGGCAAGCAAGUUGUCUUCUGCCUCGUUUGAUGCUCAAGUGGCGCUCGAUGAAAUGCCCACGAGCGGCUGGAGGUCACCUGGCCGCUUCCUCGACGUCUAGCUCCACGGACACUUCGUUGGGCAUUACCUGAGUGCUACUGCAAAGAUGUGGGCUAGCACACACAAUGACACUCUUAAUGCAAAAAUCUCAUCUGUCGUCAACACGCUCUACGAUUGCCAGAAAAGAACAUGUGCACAGGUACCUGUCGGCCCUCCCGUCAGAGUUCUUUGAUUGGGUUGAGGUCAUCACGCCUGUCUGGGCUCCUUACUACACAAUCCACAAGACUAUGUAAGGUCUUCUUGAUCAGUACACAGUUGCUGGAAAUUCCAUGGCUCUUGUCAUGGUGGUAAAGAUGGCUAAUUAAUUUAGUGACCGGUGUGAAGAAUGUCAUACAAAAUUAUAGUAUUGAGACGCACUAGGGUGGCGUUUGGUUCGCGAAAUGUAACGUAAAUGGUAAUGGUAACGAUUCACACUCGAAUACCGGCGGUAACAGAUUUGAAUAAGACGGUAUCUAUUUAUAGUGUGGUAUCGAUUACGGUUAGACUUAAACAAACAUGAUCUAACGUUAUCGGUUACCCAUUCUGUUACCAAUAUGUGAACCAAACGACACCUAGGAGUCUCUCAAUGAGAAGUCCGGUGGGAUGAAUGAUGUUUUCUAUCAGCUCUACACGAUAUCGAACGAUAUGAAGCAUUUGACACU